UGUCAAAGCGUUCACACCACACCAUUGCUCGUGGAAGCAAUAUCAUCUUUUUUUUAUUUAGGAUAUCAGACGGGGCUUAAUCUGAGAUGGAGGGCCAACGCUGGUUACCACUGGAAGCUAACCCAGAGGUUAUGAACCAAGUGAGUAGAUGUCUCGACUAUCUGGGUGUGUCUAGGAUUCAAAACUUGUGCCAAAUGAAUGAAUCAGUUUUUACGGCAGCUUGGCUUGGUACCCACCUGGCAGUUUGGGGAUGUGUACGGUCUGGAGCCCGAAGUUCUCAGUUUGGUGCCAAGGCCUGUGUGCGCUGUACUUUUGCUCUUCCCUAUAACAGAGAAGUAUGAAACCUUUAGACAGGAAGAGGAGGCAAAAAUUAAGGCACAAGGACAAGAGGUGUCCUCGGAUGUGUACUUCAUGAAACAAACCAUCGGCAAUGCUUGUGGUACAAUAGGGCUGAUUCAUGCCGUGGCAAACAAUCGAAGGCAUCUGGAGUUUGAGCCGAAUUCACCCCUUAAGGCAUUUUUACUGCAGUCUGCAAAGAUGAGCCCAGAAGAAAAGGCAGCUUUCCUUGAAAAAGAUGAGAGUAUCCGAGUAACACAUGAGUCAAGCGCUCAGGAAGGACAAACAGAGGCUCCAGGUUUAGAUGAAAAAGUGGAUUUGCAUUUCAUUGCCUUUGUAAACGUUGAGGGAUAUUUAUAUGAACUGGAUGGACGUAAACCUUUUCCAAUUGUUCAUGGGAAAACCACAGACGACAAAUUUCUUGAGGAUUCUGCAGAGGUCUGCAAGAAGUUCAUGGCACGUGAUCCCCAGGAGCUCCGCUUCACUGUGGUGGCUCUUUCCAAAGCAUAAAUGUUCUUAUUUUACCUGAAAGAAAAA
Rhinichthys klamathensis goyatoka is the source of this 873-nucleotide messenger RNA. It is a transcript of the gene uchl3, whose product is annotated as ubiquitin carboxyl-terminal esterase L3 (ubiquitin thiolesterase). NCBI's taxonomy places the organism in Eukaryota, Metazoa, Chordata, Actinopteri, Cypriniformes, Leuciscidae. Gene Ontology annotation, molecular function: cysteine-type deubiquitinase activity. The record is from RefSeq and is a predicted model, not a curated record. Gene Ontology annotation, biological process: ubiquitin-dependent protein catabolic process; protein deubiquitination. The transcript has 9 exons. Bases 199 to 846 code for a protein of 215 amino acids. Gene Ontology annotation, cellular component: cytoplasm.